CGCCUGUUGUCGAGAAGCGGUCAGACUUGCUCCGUCAUUGUGUUCCGCUGCUCCUCUAUGGUUCUCUAACUGUCCGAGUAAACUGGCUCUGUAAAAUGAAGAUUUUAUACGCCUUUCUGUUUGCGGCUCUAGCCUUGACGAACGACGCACUUGUCCGAAUUCCUUUAAAGAAAUUCCGUUCAAUCAGACGUGAGCUGACAGACUCAGGGAGAAGUGCAGAGGAGCUUCUGGCCGACAGGCAGUCCCUUAAGUACAACUUUGGCUUUCCCACCAGUAAUGGACCCACUCCAGAAACCUUGAAGAACUACCUUGACGCACAGUAUUAUGGUGAGAUUGGCCUGGGCACCCCGCCUCAGCCCUUCACUGUAGUGUUUGACACUGGCUCCUCCAAUUUGUGGGUGCCUUCUGUUCACUGCUCCUUCACAGACAUUGCCUGCUUACUUCACCACAAGUAUAACUCGGCCAAGUCUAGCACAUAUGUGAAGAAUGGCACUGCCUUUGCCAUCCAGUAUGGGUCUGGCAGUUUGUCCGGCUACCUCAGUCAGGACACAUGCACAAUUGGAGACUUAUCAGUAGAAAAACAGGUAUUUGGGGAGGCCACCAAACAGCCUGGUGUGGCAUUUAUUGCAGCCAAGUUUGAUGGGAUCCUUGGCAUGGCCUACCCACGCAUCUCUGUGGAUGGGGUGGCGCCCGUUUUUGACAACAUCAUGAGCCAGAAGAAGGUGGAGCAGAAUCUUUUCUCCUUCUACCUGAACAGAAACCCAGACACUGAGCCAGGCGGUGAGCUGCUGCUGGGAGGAACCAACCCCAAGUACUACAGCGGUGACUUCCAUUACCUCAACAUCUCCCGCCAGGCCUACUGGCAGGUCCACAUGGACGGGUUGGGAGUGGGUAGUCAGCUGAACCUGUGUAAGGGUGGCUGUGAGGCUAUUGUGGAUACAGGCACGUCUCUAAUCACUGGACCCUCUGCUGAGGUCAGGGCUUUGCAAAAAGCCAUCGGAGCCACUCCACUCAUCCAGGGAGAGUACAUGGUGCAGUGUGACAAGAUCCCAAGUCUCCCGGUCAUCACCUUCAACCUGGGCGGAAAGCCCUACACUCUGACAGGAGAACAGUACGUUCUCAAGGAAAGUCAGGCUGGCAAGACUAUUUGUCUGAGUGGCUUCAUGGGUCUGGACAUCCCUGCCCCUGCAGGGCCCCUGUGGAUUCUGGGAGACGUAUUCAUCGGCCAGUAUUACACUGUGUUCGAUCGUGAGAACAACAGGGUGGGCUUUGCAAAGGCCAAGUAAGCACAGUUCAGGGGCAAUGUUGUCAUGCAUAGGUGGAUUUUAAAGAUGGAAAAAUUGCGGUAUGGA
This is a messenger RNA of Myripristis murdjan (pinecone soldierfish), 1352 nucleotides long. It is a transcript of the gene ctsd, whose product is annotated as cathepsin D. Gene Ontology annotation, molecular function: aspartic-type endopeptidase activity. Bases 96 to 1286 code for a protein of 396 amino acids. The transcript is spliced from 9 exons. Gene Ontology annotation, cellular component: lysosome. Gene Ontology annotation, biological process: proteolysis. NCBI's taxonomy places the organism in Eukaryota, Metazoa, Chordata, Actinopteri, Holocentriformes, Holocentridae. The record is from RefSeq and is a predicted model, not a curated record.